CACUUCAAAGUGGUAUUAUCGCAAAAACUUUUUCGAGAAGCGAUACAUCCGUAUUAGAAAAAUGACGAAAUUUACGUUUGUACUUGUUGGUCUAGUGGCUCUCGCCAAUAUUCAGCUUAAUGUAGCAGCAUCAUCGGAGGGAGAAGGAGAUUCUUCGAGGGAAUUACUGAGAAUGAUUUUAGAUGAUGCAAGAAAUUAUGCAUCUCGGCAACUGAAUGCUAUGAAAAUGUCAACACAGCCUAAGACUGAUAUGUUUAUCAAACGUGUGACUGAAAUUGAGAAAAAGGCUUUGACUAAAAGAGAUGAUUUGGAAAAAAUUUACGGUGAUGCGAACAUUGAUAUUUGCAAGAAGGAUAAAGUGAAGGAUGACAUAGAUAACAGUGCUUUAACAACUAUUGGUCAAUAUCAGACCUGUGUGAUCAAUGUGAUCAAUACUGCCGAUGAGGAUAUGGAUUCCAUGUCUGUUGACUGGGUUCUCCUGCACAAAGAAGUCUCGACCGCUAAAAACAUCGAUGAGGAAUUACGUCGCAAAGUUAACGAAUUCAGUGCGAGGUCUCGCCAAUUUAUACAGUACACGCACAAAGUGGACGCAUGCAAUGCUCAGUCGACCUUGCCGCAACUCGAGCAACGUGUCUCCGAGGUUGUGGCCAGUUAUACGCAAUGCCUCAAGAAAAAUCAGUAAUGAUCAGUUUGAUUACCGUAUUAUCGAGGAAAGAUGAUGACUCGCUACUCGACAAAGGACUCCCGACAAAGGACUUACAUUAAGAAGAGAUAAUCGUCAAUCUUUCUGACUUUGCAGCAUAAUAAAUAAAUAAUUUUACGCUUUAAA
This is a messenger RNA of Harpegnathos saltator (Jerdon's jumping ant), 829 nucleotides long. RefSeq lists its product as uncharacterized. Bases 62 to 682 code for a protein of 206 amino acids. NCBI's taxonomy places the organism in Eukaryota, Metazoa, Arthropoda, Insecta, Hymenoptera, Formicidae. The transcript has 4 exons. The record is from RefSeq and is a predicted model, not a curated record.